Messenger RNA from Pieris macdunnoughi, 384 nucleotides. The record is from the annotation of a GenBank genome assembly. Lineage: Eukaryota; Metazoa; Arthropoda; Insecta; Lepidoptera; Pieridae.
AUGCACCGCAUCGGUCGAAUUAAAGAGAAUAAAAUAAAACCGGUCCUCAUUAGUUUUGCAAACAACUGGAAGAAAAGUGAGAUAAUAAAAAUGAAACGGAGCCUGAAAGACAGUUACAUCACUAAAGAUUUUUCUAAAGAGAUACUUGAAAAAAGAAGGGAAUUAAAGCCGAAACUAAUAGAAGAACGUGCGAAAGGAAACACUGCAUACAUUAAAUACGAUCAACUGAUAGUAAAAGAGGGGAACCCAAUCAAAGAAAAAAGGAAGAGAGACCAAUUAACUUCGCCGGAUAAUCAGAAUCAAGCCAAAAAGACAACAGUAACCAGCAGUUCAAUAAUAAAGGAAAAUAAGAAAAACGCAUUUGAUUUGAUGAGACCAAGGUAA